Molecule: messenger RNA, 1348 nt
Organism: Euleptes europaea (tarantolino)
Lineage: Eukaryota; Metazoa; Chordata; Lepidosauria; Squamata; Sphaerodactylidae
Gene: RAPSN
Product: receptor associated protein of the synapse
Exons: 8
Coding region: 47-1309 (420 amino acids)
Biological process (GO): chemical synaptic transmission
Cellular component (GO): synapse
Molecular function (GO): acetylcholine receptor binding; protein-membrane adaptor activity
Source: RefSeq, a predicted model, not a curated record
GUUUUGGACAGACACACGUGUGUCUGCUGUCCUGGUAGGUUGGUAUAUGAAGCUCUUGAUCUCAAGAGAGAUGGGUCAGGACCAGACAAAGCAGCAAAUAGAAAAAGGACUCCAACUGUACCAGUCCAACCAGACAGAAAAGGCCCUGCAAGUCUGGCUGAAGGUUUUGGAAAAGACUACGGAUGCUGCUGGAAGAUUCCGAGUUCUGGGAUGUCUCAUCACUGCUCACUCUGAGAUGGGCAGGUACAAAGAUAUGCUGAAGUUUGCAGUUGUACAGAUUGACACAGCCCGGGAGCUGGAAGACCCCGACUACCUUACAGAGAGCUACCUGAAUCUGGCACGGAGCAACGAGAAGCUCUGUGAAUUCCAAAAAACAAUCUCCUAUUGUAAGACCUGCUUGAACAUGCAAGGCACCACAGUGAGCCUGCAGCUGAAUGGCCAGGUCAGCCUCAGCAUGGGCAAUGCCUACCUUGGCCUCAGCAUCUUCCAAAAGGCACUGGAGUGUUUUGAGAAAGCCUUGCGCUAUGCACACAACAAUGACGACAAGAUGCUCGAGUGUCGCGUCUGUUGCAGCUUAGGAAAUUUCUACACACACCUCAAGGACUAUGAGAAAGCCCUAUUCUUUCCAUGCAAGGCAGCUGAGCUGGUGAAUGAUUAUGGAAAGGGCUGGAGUCUCAAGUAUCGGGCAAUGAGUCAGUACUACAUGGCGGUAGCCUAUCGGAAGCUGGGACACUUGGCAGAUGCUAUGGAAUGCUGUGAGGAGUCAAUGAAGAUUGCUCUUCAGCAUGGAGAUCGUCCUUUGCAGGCCCAAUGUCUGCUCUGCUUUGCUGAUAUCCAUCGCAGCCGUAUGGACGUACAGACAGCUUUCCCCCGCUAUGAUUCCUCAAUGAGUAUCAUGACAGAGAUUGGAAAUCGUCUGGGACAGAUUCAGGUGCUGCUGGGAGUGGCCAAGUGCUGGGUGAUUCAGAAGGAACCAGACAAGGCACUGGAAAGCAUUGAAAAGGCUCACGAUCUGGCAGAAGGACUGGGAAACAAGCUUGGCCUGCUGAAGAUUCACUGCUUGUGCGAAGGGAUCUAUCGCACAAAGGGACAACAGCGGGAGCUCCGUAACCAUGUGGUGAAGUUUCAUGAAUGCGUUGAGGAAAUGGAGCUUUACUGUGGCAUGUGUGGGGAAUCCAUUGGAGACAAGAACCACCAGCUCCAGGCAUUGCCCUGCUCCCAUGUCUUCCAUUUGAAGUGUCUGCAAACCAAUGGGACACGUGGUUGCCCCAAUUGCCACCGUGCAUCAGUAAAACCAGGAUUUGUGUGAUCUGUGGAAAUCCAUGAUUGAAGACAGCUCAUUUUGAUA